Temnothorax curvispinosus is the source of this 2070-nucleotide messenger RNA. RefSeq names its product odorant receptor 13a-like. Gene Ontology annotation, cellular component: plasma membrane. The record is from RefSeq and is a predicted model, not a curated record. Gene Ontology annotation, molecular function: odorant binding; olfactory receptor activity. Gene Ontology annotation, biological process: sensory perception of smell; detection of chemical stimulus involved in sensory perception of smell. NCBI's taxonomy places the organism in Eukaryota, Metazoa, Arthropoda, Insecta, Hymenoptera, Formicidae. Bases 18 to 1190 code for a protein of 390 amino acids. The transcript is spliced from 9 exons.
UAUCUGUGACUAAAACUAUGAACGUCAACUCGAGUCACUAUUAUGAUCUUGUUAAGAAACUGUCGUCAUUAACCGGCCAGUGGCCCUAUCAGAGACCAAUAACGAGGUUGAUCUGUGUGAUCUUGAUGACUUUGAGCACGAUGUCUAUGAUUAUUCCACAGAUAGCUAAAUUUUUUACAUGCCAAGGAAACUUGCAAUGUAUCUUUCAUACUAUGUCGUCUUAUAUAUUGACCACUAUAACAUUGGUGAAACUGUAUACGUGUUACUUUAACCGAUGUAAAAUGAAAGUUCUCAUUGAUCAGUUAUUCGUUGAUUGGAACGAAUUGGAAACACCAGAAGAGUAUGAAAUUAUGAAGAGAUAUGCCAAGAACGGGAGGCGAUAUUCUUUGGGAUACUCGUUGUAUUACUAUUUUGGCGUAUAUGUGUUUAUAUCUAUGUCCCUUAUACCGCAAGUGUUGGAUGUUGUUUUGCCUCUCAACGAAUCCCGUCCUAUACUGCCGACAUAUCCAGGAUAUUACUUCGUUGACGAGAGGAAAUAUUUCUUCUAUAUUUUCUCACAUUCUAUAAUGGCUUGGGAAAUUGCUGUGACUGUGAUAGUCACUCACGACUGCAUGCUCCUAACUUACAUCGAACAUGUUUGCAGUAUUUUUGCACUAGUCGGAUUUCGGUUUGAACGAUUAAUAUAUAAUGAUGCCAUGAAAGUUUUACAUUCUCAUAUAAGUGACGCGUACCGCAAACGAAUUGCAUUUUCCGUGUAUACGCACCGAAAGGCUUUAAAAUUCGCACAGCUGAUCGGAGAUACGUUUUCAUUAACACUGACUAUACAACUAGCGCUAAAUACAAUAAUGAUCAGCAUUACCUUAUUACAAGUCACACAGCGGAAAGCCAGUAUUUUAGAAAUGAUAAGGUACGUCAUGUAUGUCGUUGGUCAAUUGAUUCAUAUAUUCUUCCUUAGUUUCGAGGGACAAAAAUUGAUAGAUCACAGUCUUCAAACCCGCGAUAAAAUCUAUAACAGUCUUUGGUACGAAACGCCCACCAAGUCGCAAAGGAUGCUUAUGUUUGUGAUGCAAAAGAGUCUUCAACCAAUCUUCUUAAGCGCUAGCAAAAUUUUUAUUUUCUCAAUGGAAAACUUUACCAUGGUCGUGCAAACUUCAAUGUCGUACUUUACCGUACUCUCGUCUUUUGAAUAAUUAAGAAAAUAAGUGAUCAAUGUCCAAAAUAUCAGUCCUGCAUCCAGUCCGUUCGCAAAAAUCACAAUUUUGACGUGUUUAUAUCAAGGCAAGUAUAUUACUUAUUUGCGCGUAACAUUGAGUAACAAUUUAUAGCAAUAGUGUAACGAACUGUAGCGAAUUUGUAUCACUCGUUCGUCUCUGCAGCAUGUGUAUUGAUACUUGAAAUCAAACAAAAGUUGAAUUGUGAAAAAAUAGACGUAACUCUGAAGCUUUUUGUGUAAUAAAAGGAAAAAAAACAUGUAAAAAUUGUUAGUUUAUUAUGGUUAUGAGUUAUAAUAAGGUUCAAUAAUUUAGAAAAACUGUAAUCUUUACGUAACACAAUAUAUUAACAUAUAUGUGAACUUGUAUCGAUAUAAUUUCGCAAUACAAUUACAAGGUAUUUAUAACUUACACGGUUAUCACGCGAAAAAUGUAAGGUAAAGUUGUCUUUUUUCCUCACGACCAUCCGCAAUGUCUGCUAAAGUAGUCUGUCGUGCUUUUUAAUUCGUCAAAGAUUGAUCUUAUUGUUAAACUGAUUCUCUGCUGUCAAUUGCUUUGAAUAAAAUUACAGUAUGCAUUAAAGUCUAUAUGUUCUUUCAUUAGUUCUUGGAAAGACAAAGAGAACAGUAAGAGAACAUCUUACCACCCUUACAUUAAAAGACUGAGAAAUUUUUUCUUUUUUAAUUCUAUAAUCGAUACGUUCCGCAUGCGGAAAGAAAUUCGCAAAACAAAUUCGCAAACUAUUCUUACCAAUGAACAUCAACGUAAAUGUCUUAUCAUCUUUUUCAUAUUCGUGGGUCCGAAACUUUUGCUACGUAUCUCUUGUAGAACAGGAAUAAUAUUUUUGUAGACUCCAAAA